Molecule: messenger RNA, 744 nt
Organism: Arabidopsis arenosa
Lineage: Eukaryota; Viridiplantae; Streptophyta; Magnoliopsida; Brassicales; Brassicaceae
Source: the annotation of a GenBank genome assembly
CUAGUUUCUCCCUUUUAAUUGAUCAUUCGAAUGAAGUCUUAGAUUUGGGAUUGAAUCGUUCGUUGCAUCGAUUAGAAACCCUAAUUGUUGGAAUCUGUUGCUGAUUUUGCUUAGUUUGUACAGACUAAUGGCUACAGCUACGUAUCCACCUCCUCCACCGUAUUACAGACUCUACAAGGAUUACUCAGAAAACCCUAACUCUGCUCCUGAACCUCCUCCUCCCAUUGAAGGCACCUACGUUUGUUUCGGAGGCAACUAUACUACUGAAGAUGUUCUUCCAAGCUUAGAAGAACAAGGAGUGCCUCAACUUUAUCCCAAAGAUUCUAAUGUUGAUUACAAGAAGGAACUCAGGUCGUUGAAUAGAGAACUACAGUUACAUAUACUGGAGCUUGCUGAUGUUCUUGUUGAUAGACCUUCUCAAUAUGCAAAGAGGAUUGGUGAAAUUUCUUCAAUCUUCAAGAAUUUGCAUCACCUUCUCAAUUCCUUGAGGCCUCACCAAGCGAGAGCAACGCUUAUUCACAUUAUGGAACUUCAAAUUCAACAGAGGAAACAAGCUGUGGAGGACAUUAAGAGGAGAAGAGAAGAAGCACAACGACUUCUAAAGGAUGCUUUCGUCACUUUGGAUGGAUAAUAAAGUGUUUUUUUUUUAAAACCCAUUUUGUGUAAAUUAGCGCUAAUAAUAACCUUUGCCCUCGAAACUCAUUUUGAUUGUGUUUAGUUUGGCAAUCAACCAAUACACUGUAA